Messenger RNA from Ictalurus punctatus (channel catfish), 3731 nucleotides. RefSeq lists its product as uncharacterized. The transcript has 5 exons. Bases 54 to 392 code for a protein of 112 amino acids. The record is from RefSeq and is a predicted model, not a curated record. NCBI's taxonomy places the organism in Eukaryota, Metazoa, Chordata, Actinopteri, Siluriformes, Ictaluridae.
CUUACAUACUCGCAGGGUGCAGUAAUUCAGAGACACAGUGUGGAGGCUGCUACAUGAAUACAGACUGCAGGAAGAGCAACAUGCUCAGGUUACUUCAUCACUGCUUGAUUGUCGUGUGCUUGGCUGGGUCCUUGAUGCUCCUGCCACUCUGCUGUGGUGGACUUAAAACCUUAGAGUAUGAAUAUGAUUCUACUCCUGUACCAGAUUACGACUACAAUGCCACAUUUGACUACAGUUUCUUCAGCAACAGCAGCAAUGAAGCCCUGGAGUACUUUAUCAGGGAGAAGGAAUCUGAAGAUGAAAAUGGGGGAUUGGAUAGAAGCCAAACAGAUCGAGCGGUGCCCACUCCGGCAAACAAGAUUGUGUUGGAGUGUCCGCACAGAUACUACUGACUUGUACUGAAAAGUCAUGUAAACAGAUGGCUCUCAUUAGGGUAGCACGACAGUAUCUUAAUCCCCCCACCAGCUUUAUAGCCACAUUUAGGCUGGGAAAAUAAACAACAACUCUGAAUUAUGACAGUGGGUUGAUCAGUUCUCAAAUAUCACAGGAUUUAUUUCCCUUAGAAUACACCUCAUAUUUUUUAGUUUGGGAAUCUAAACAAAUGUCUCUGGACUAAGGCUGGGGGGAAAAAAAGACCCUAAAGGUAAAUCCAUGUUAAAACUCUACAAGGCAAAUUCCUAGCAUGUUGCAGUCACCAUAAAGGUCAGAAUAGCACGCUGUGAGGGUCACAUUCCUAUUACAUUCUAUGAUUAUUAUCAUCAUUGGCCUGAUGAUAGCCAUAAUAAAGUCUACCCUAUAGAGUCACUGUUGGAACAACAAUCUGGACAAACAACUCACCCUGAAAGUAGUAACUUUUGCCGGUCAUAGCCUUCUCCAUGUACUUCAGCCAGCAUGUAGAGGAGUACAGGAUAAUAACACGUAAAAAUGGUUGUACUAAUCUUGUUCGCCAAAGCAAACAACUCCUCUAUUUGCUGUCAGACACCAAAUGCUUUCAGAUCUCUGCAUUAAGUCAUAAAGAUUUAAUGGAUUGCUUUGUGCCUGCUAUGCAGAGCAGCACUUUAUCAGCAGCAGCAUUUUUGGACAAUCCUUCAUUCUUGCUUUAGAUGGAUUCAAGAUGUCUCACAUCUAAAAUAUAUAACUAAAUAUAUGCACCAAAUACAUUUUGAGCAUCUAAAUACAAUGUAUAAAGAUUUCAGCACUGAUCACAAGGAUAUCCAGAGUUACACUGAAGCUUGAUGAUAGCAGUAAGUACACACAGAUUUUGGUAAGCUCUGUUAUCUGUAAGUACCAUGUAAAUGACACCUGUCUCCUGUAGUAUCACAAAACUCUCUGGAAAGGAAAAAGCCUGUGAAUAGUAAUUUUGGGUUUUGUUUGUUUAAACAAGGGAUCCUUUUAACCUAAGAGGCAGGACAGUUUGCUUUUUAAAUCAAUGUGUUCAUUAGGUUUUUAUCUAUCAAGGUUACAGUGCAUCCGGAAAAGUAUUCACAGCGCUUCACUUUUUCCACAUUUUGUUAUGUUACAGCCUUAUUCCAAAAUGGAUUAAUUAUUUUCCGCAAAAUUCUACAAACAAUACCCUAUAAUGACAUCGUGAAAGAAGUUUGUUUGUAAUCUUUUCAAAUUUAUUAAAAAUAAAAAACAAAAAAAGCACAUGUACAUAAGUAUUCACAGCCUUUGCUCAAUACUUUGUUGAAGCACCUUUGGCACCAAUUACUGCCUCAAGUCUGUUUUAGCAUGAUGCUACAAGCAUGGCACACCUAUUUUUGGGCAGUUUCUCCAAUUCUUCUUUGCAGGACCUCUCAAGCUCCAUCAGGUUGGAUGGGGAGCGUCGGUGCACAGCCAUUUUCUGAUCUCUCCAGAGAUGUUAAUAAGAUGUGGAAAAAGUGAAGCGCUGUGAAUACUUUCCGGAUGCACUGUACAUGUGGAAGAAUAGGAAGUAGAUAUAAGAUAAUAAGAUGAACUCGCCUGCCCCACCCUUACAGUCAUGCCAAAGCAAUGCUUUUAUAAUGGGACCAGCAACAUAAACAGAAUAUGUUUGGUAAACAGAUAAACAAAGUGCAUAAGGUAUAAAAUUCAGUCAGGUUGGUAACAUCAAAUAGAAUAUCAAAUGCCUUACAGGUUUUCUGUCACAGAUUUUAAGUUAAGGAAAUUAGGAUUACAGGACAAUUUCUUAUAAGUUCUUAUAAGUAACUAGACCUAUACAGCAGGGAUGUCAACAGCUUGUCAAGACACAAACAUGUCUAGAUUCUAAGAAAGAAUUUUGUCAGUAUACACAGUACAUCUCAUCACUCACUCACUUUCUUUGAUCAUCUCAGGCCUUUAGGACAGUAUAUCCAAGCUCACUGCUCAUACUGAUCCUGGCUUCUCAUCAGCUGCUCAGACUCCUAUAGGACACACUGCACAUCACAGGACACCAUCACACACAAACACAUGAGGACUCAACAGAAAGACAGAGAUGGACAAACAACCUCAAUGGAGAACCAUAGACUUGGCAAACUGAGACUGAGGAAGAGGGGCACACAGACAUAAUCAAACGAGCAAACCUCUCACGGCAGAGGAGCAGCUACAGUAUAACACUUUCCAGACUGCUGUAAUGAUGCAAACAAGAGACACCACAAGACCCCAUCUCCCUUACAAAGCCAGAACAAUCUCAAACUAGACACAGAGGAUGUGUUAGACACACAUCCUCAUAACUGAACAGUAUGGACUACUGGAAAGACAAAUUUAGCUUAAUCAAGAAAAGGAGCUUUUGAUAACUCUCAAAGUGUGCCUUAUAAUGGUAGAAAAGAGGGACAAAAAAAGCCUUGUCUAAACAGGCAUAGAAAAAUAAAGACAUUAUGGAUUUAUGAAUGUAAAAAAUUUGAAUGUUAGAUAUGAAUGAAUUUUCAGUGCAAUUUUAAGGGACCUUUAUAAUAAUAGUGUAUAAUAUAGCCUAUUUUAAUAAGCAAAUUGCUGAAAAGAAUGAAACUAGCAUCAAUGCUCCAGUGUAUGUGUCUGUGUGUGCAUGUGUUGCUUCCACAUUUUACAUCAUUUUACAUCAGAUCAUUAUGCACACAGCAUCAAGUCUGCUUCUCCCAGGCCACCUCAUAUAUGAAAAAUAUCAACAGAGCACAAUGCAAAUUCCCAAAUUAUAUUUGAUACCAGCUUAAUACCAUUUAGCAGUUAUGAUUGUGUCACUGAAAAUGCAUCAUUUAUGACUCCUUUAUACAAGUUCAUUAUUCUGAAAACUGACUCUGAUAUUAUUACUUUAGAAACAUGGACACACUGUGAAUGUCAGAGCAGAAAGUACAAAUCCUGACGAGUCUUACACAAUGCAUAGUAAACACACAGGCACUUUCCUAAGCAAAUGCACUUCUUUCAUUAGCGUCACUUUUUUUUUCAGAGCUUUUUGGUGGAUAUACCCUUACGGUAAAAUCACAUACAUUUCACACAUGAUCAUGUAUCAUUUUUCCCAUGUGAGUAAUAUGUGAUCACAUGUGAAGUAGAGCCAUUUCACAUAUGCCCUGAAAUCGCAUGUGUGAACUAAAGUACAUAAUGUUACCUAAUGUGAAUAAUGUGUUCACAUGUGAAAAAAAUCACAUGGAAAUACAUGAAUCAUUUGUAAAACAACAACAACAAACAAACAGAACGCAAAUAAACAAACAAAAUGUGUAAACAAAUGAAUCUUUGUGAUAACAAAACAAAACAAAAAUAAAUCACAACAUUCCAUGAAAAAUAAAAACACAACAAAACAA